AUGGCUGGAAAGGGUGAUUAUCCUGCUCCUCGGGCUGUUCUGACUGGUCAUGAUCAUGAAGUUGUCUGUGUGUCAGUCUGUGCAGAGCUGGGACUUGUUAUUAGUGGUGCUAAAGAAGGUCCUUGCCUGGUACACACAAUUACUGGAGAUUUGCUGAGAGCCCUGGAAGGAACAGAAAACUGCUUGUAUCCUCGCUUAAUUUCAGUUUCUAGUGAAGGUCACUGCAUCAUCUACUAUGAACGAGGACGGUUCAGCAAUUUCAGCAUUAAUGGAAAACUCUUAGCUCAGAUGGAGAUCAAUGAUUCAACCAGGGCCAUUCUCCUGAGCAGUGAUGGGCAGAACUUGGUAACGGGGGGAGACAACGGUGUGGUGGAGGUAUGGCAGGCCUGUGACUUCAAGCAGCUCUAUAUCUACCCUGGCUGUGAUGCUGGCAUUAGAGCUAUGGAUCUGUCUCAUGAUCAGAGAACUCUAAUUACUGGCAUGGCUUCUGGCAGCAUCGUAGCUUUCAAUAUAGAUUUUAACCGGUGGCAUUAUGAACAUCAGAACAGAUACUGAAGCGGAAUGAAGAACUGAAAGCCCAGGUAAAGCUGAGAGCACAAGUGCUGCAAUGAAAGGUGUAGUCUCUGGUGGAAAACCACGUCUGCAUUGACCUCCGUUGUACAUUCCAUUACACCCAGCAAUAGCUGUACAUUGUAGUCAGCAACCAUUUUACUUUGUGUGUUUUUUCACAACUGAACACCAGCUGCUGAAAAGCAAGCUUGUAUCAUGUAAAUUAUAUGAAUUAGGAGAUGUUUUGGUAAUUAUUUCAUAUAUCUUUGUUUAUUGAGAAAAGGUAGUAGGAUGCGCCACAAGAGACUUUUGCAAAUUCUGAGGAACCUCGUGUCCAGUUGUUUCAAUGUUUAGGCUAUGAACCUAACAUGCAUCCCAUCUCCAGCCUCUUUUCAAGCUGAGAUAAAAAUAAAAAUAAAAAAAUACGUUUGAUACUUUGUACAUCAGAUGCACAUCUUAACUUUAAAGGGAUACUUUUGUAAAAGUAAAACCUUGUAUAAAGAACAAAACUGUUUCUUAAUUUUAUUGUGGAGUUACAACUUGCAUGUACUUUAAACCUGAUGUCUUGAAGGAGCAGGUGCAUUCUCACAAAUCAAACUGGAGAUCUGCCUGAGGGUAUAGCUUGUGUUAAAGGGUUGAAUUUGGGCGCAAACAGUAAUUUUAACAUUUUCACCAACACAUGUUUUUCACUUUUUGAAUCUAAACUUUACCCCUUUUAAGUGGAGUUCUGCUCAUGAAGCAUUUGGAUAAAAAGCCAUCAUUUGCCAUAUUUAUACUUUAUACAGUAGAAAUAAAAUUCCUCCUUUUAAAAUUAAAGACUAGAUAGAAAGAGAGCAAAGAGGGGAAGUUCAGUUUCGUGAUUUGCAAUGCUUAAUGAUUCCCAAUACAAAGUGCUAUACUUCUGGAUUGCUAGCAUUUGGCAAGGAAACCAUUGGGCGAGAGAGCCUCAAAUGAUGUUUUUCCCUUAUUUUCCUCUGAGCAGCUUGGUUUCUUCAACAGCCUUAGCUUCAUUGUGGAGGUGACUGAGGUUAUUCUUUUCGGUUCUUCUAAAAAUCUCACCUGAAGCCACUCAGACUAAGGCACUUCAUGUUUUACAAUACUGUAAUGAUAACUAUCAGAAUAAUUUUCUGCACAUUGUACUGAUCAAAUUACACACCCAGGGGUAUAUACACUUUAAUUCAUGUUUCUUCUUUGUAUAUUUGGUGACUGUAUUGUCAUAGAUGUACAUAUUGUGUCGGUAGGGCUAUGAGGCAUGUAACAGGAAUGUAAUUUUCUCAGAAUUUACACUCAUUUGCAGUCAUUUAUUUAAAAAGAUAAUGGAUUCUUUGUAUUGGCACUUUGCACCAGAAACAUAUCAUUAUUUAUUGAUGUGAUUACUUAUUUGUUCUCCACCUUGUAUUAGUAAGUUUAGCACUGAAUUUCCUUCUUCAUUGUUGUUUGUAUUUAUAAGGUUCGGCAAUCAUGGGGAUCAUCCUAAUGAUUAAGUUAUUCAUCACCAGUCUGUAAGCAAUAUCUUGAGUUUGUAGCUUAGAAUUGGGAGAAUAUUGAACAUCUGGAAGACAAGUUCAUUUCAUCUUGAGAUCAUGGUGAAAUAUUUUGGAUAUAUAAAUUCCUUAAGCUAUUGUAACCAUGUUUUAUUGCAAAGAUGUAAAAUAUGCCAGAUGUGUGUGAGUUGGAAAUCAAAAAGAAAAAUAAAAUAUGCAAAGAAUUCAGUGAUAGUUAUUCAUUUCAGUGA
Messenger RNA from Meleagris gallopavo (turkey), 2284 nucleotides. NCBI's taxonomy places the organism in Eukaryota, Metazoa, Chordata, Aves, Galliformes, Phasianidae. The record is from RefSeq and is a predicted model, not a curated record.